AUGGUCGAACAAGACGAGUCUAAGCGUUUCACACCCAAGGUGCCAGUCGAGCUCGAUCCGCCCAAGGACGACCCCAUUUCCGUCGAGGAAUUGGCCAAAUGCGACGGUUCCGAUCCUAGCCGUCCGACUCUGGUCGCCAUCAAGGGUGUCGUCUUUGAUGUGAGCCGGAAUUCGGCUUAUGGUGCCUCGGGUUCAUAUCGAGUCUUCGCCGGCAAGGAUGCCUCCCGCGCUCUUGCCUCAUCCUCUCUGAAGCCCGAAGACUGUGUACCUGAGUGGUAUGACCUCCCGGACAAGGAAAAGACUGUCUUGGAUGAGUGGUAUACUUUCUUCAGCAAGCGGUAUAACAUUGUCGGCAAGGUCGAAGGCGCCAAGAACACCUAA
This is a messenger RNA of Penicillium hordei, 381 nucleotides long. RefSeq names its product putative progesterone binding protein. The coding region runs from base 1 to 381 and encodes 126 amino acids. Gene Ontology annotation, cellular component: membrane; endomembrane system. The transcript is spliced from 3 exons. NCBI's taxonomy places the organism in Eukaryota, Fungi, Ascomycota, Eurotiomycetes, Eurotiales, Aspergillaceae. The record is from RefSeq and is a predicted model, not a curated record.